GAGAGAGAGACACAAAAUAGUCUUGCCACAGAGAGGUUCCCAAGCACAUCAAAACCCUCAAAACCCCGCAAAUUUCUGUCUCCCUCACCACCAAAUGGCCGGUCACCAUCACCACCACAGCCACCCUCCCGCCCAGACCGCUACCACCUGUUGCUGCAACUUCUGCCAUUGCUGCAGCCCACCUCCGCCCCAUCUUUCCCCGCCAUUACCAGACCCACUUCUCCAAGCCCUUGCUGCUCACAUUCUCCAAUCUGCCCCAACAAACCAUCAUCACGAUCCCUAUCCUCAGUCUACGAAACUCAACGCCCACAAUCUUCAUCCCCAAAGCCAAUACCAGCACCACCAACGACGGUCUCAGAACCCACGCUUCCAAGAAAUCCCAGAGACCCAUUCGCUUCUCUCCUCUCUGAUUCGCCGCAUCGAUGCUCUAGAGUCCUCUCUCCUCCAUUUUUCCGUUUCUUCUUCUCCAUCUUCUUAUUUUUGUCCUCCGUACUCUCUCAGAGACUGCGCUGCUCGUGUUAUCCAAACCCAUUUCCGUGCCUUCCUUGUUCGCAGAUCAAGAACGCUUAGACAGCUCAAAGACCUCGCUCUCGUCAAGUCCACUUUCAACUCUCUCAAAUCCUCGCUUUCCAGUGAAACCCACUUCGAUCUUGACGCGCUUUCUCACGAAGUCAUGGAUUUGCUUCUUAGGCUUGACUCUAUUCAGAGUGGGGAUCCAAUGAUUAGGGAUGGAAAAAAGUCUCUAAGUAGAGAUUUGGUGCGGUUCUUGGAUUUUAUAGAUGGGGUUGCUGUGAAAAGGCAUGGGCAUUCCCUCAAGACAGUGAAGAAUGUGAGUUUUGGUCAUCCAAAUGUUAACAAAUCUAGGGUUUUGGCUACUAAGAUUAGAAGUUUGGGUGGGCAGAGGGAAAUGUUGGAGAAAUUGAGGGCCAGAGUUGAAAAUAUUAGUGGGUUUUCUAGGGUGUCUCAAAAUGAAGUCGAAGAUGUGGAGCUUGAGGGGUUCCAGCAAUCCAAUGACAAUGAUGAGGAAAGCCCUAGAAUUGUCAUUAGUAGAAAUACUGGGCAAAUUAGAAAUGGGUUUUUGGUGAAGAGGAAUGGCGAUCAACCUAGGGUGAAGAAAAGUGUGAGUUUUGCAGAGAAUGGGAAUAUGUAUAGGGUUUUUAGCAACAACCACGAGCCAAUUUCAAGUGGCGAUGGUACUUGCUUGGAUGAGAGUGUUUCCAGUGAUGAUCAGGGAGAGCUUGUGGAAAUUCUUUGCAGUGAACCCGAAGAAGGUAAGGGUUUUCCUCAGGGGACUGAGGACGAUGAGAAGGCACACUGGGAGACUGGAGCAUCACCACAAACCAGUGAUGGGGAAAGAAAUUAUGAAAUCAGAGGGCAUAAUCAGGACCAUAAUAGGGGUUUUGCUUUCUCUGCCCCUUUGCCUGUGAAGAUGGAGUCUAAAGCUGGUUCGAUGAAAAGGAGAAAGGCAGUGAAAAUUGUAACAUAAAAGGCAAUCUACGGGGUCACUUUUUUGUCCUGCAUAUUUUUGUGACAAGAUAUUUGGUUUUUGUCUUCCACAAUGUCUUUCUAAUUGUUAGUUUAGAUUAAAUCCACAACCAUCGUGAAAGGUGUGUUUAUAAUUGGGCUUUGCUUCUUGUGCGUUUGUAGACUUCACUUUCCACUCUGAAUAGGAUUUUGAGAUUGGUUACUGUAACCUGCCCCUGAAAAUUCUAAUUCUAAU
This is a messenger RNA of Corylus avellana, 1720 nucleotides long. Its product is annotated as calmodulin-binding protein-like protein. The record is from RefSeq and is a predicted model, not a curated record. Gene Ontology annotation, biological process: protein folding. Gene Ontology annotation, cellular component: plasmodesma. Lineage: Eukaryota; Viridiplantae; Streptophyta; Magnoliopsida; Fagales; Betulaceae.